UUCAAGGCUGUUUAUAAUUUUAUUUUGCGUGUGGUUGAAGGCACUGAAACGAGAGCCCGUCGAGUUUUCUCGGUCUUCUUCUCUCGAGGUCUUCUUCGGAUUGGAUUGGAUUGGAUCUUGUGCGUGCGGCGGAGAGCGACGAUGAUCGAGGUUGUGCUGAACGAUCGUCUUGGGAAGAAGGUGCGGGUGAAGUGCAACGAGGAUGACACCAUCGGCGACCUGAAGAAGCUGGUGGCCGCCCAAACGGGAACGAGGGCUGACAAGAUCCGUAUCCAGAAGUGGUACAACAUCUACGAGGACCAUAUCACUCUCAAGGACUAUGAGAUUCACGACGGCGUGGGUCUCGAACUCUACUACAAUUGAAUUGAUCCAUCAUCUCAAUCUCAAUCUCAAUCCUAGGUUGGCUUAGGCAUGUGAAGAGCAAAAGUUGAUAUAAAUGGAUAGCUAAGUCAUCAGUGCUCGAUGUAAUAAACAAAAUUUGGGAACAUUACUGCUUUAUAUUUUUUUGGUUUUUAAAACAGCUUGUGUUUUCACUGUGUAUAACGAAAACGAAGACAAUGACAUGCCCGUGAAAGCAGGGAUUUGAUCUAAAUCUUGCAGCAUAAAACCAGUACUGCUUUAUUUU
Messenger RNA from Dioscorea cayenensis subsp. rotundata (Guinea yam), 625 nucleotides. Its product is annotated as ubiquitin-like protein 5. Gene Ontology annotation, cellular component: nucleus; cytoplasm. Gene Ontology annotation, biological process: mRNA splicing, via spliceosome; protein modification process. The coding region runs from base 142 to 363 and encodes 73 amino acids. The transcript is spliced from 2 exons. The record is from RefSeq and is a predicted model, not a curated record. Gene Ontology annotation, molecular function: protein tag activity; protein binding. NCBI's taxonomy places the organism in Eukaryota, Viridiplantae, Streptophyta, Magnoliopsida, Dioscoreales, Dioscoreaceae.